AAGAAUGUGCGUGUGAGUGUGAUGCCACUUCAGUUAUGGCGUCUAAUCGAAUUUGUCCAUAAUAAGGCUGUGUCAUUACGGGUGGUUACUUUCUUCGGCUUCCACACUACACAUAAAGAUUUGUGUAGAGGGUGGUUUAAUUUGAGAAAUGAGAAUUAACAUGUUUCACUUUUACCAUUAACAUAAAGUAGAACUCUGUCAACGCUUCUUGAGAUCGCAUCAUUAUUCAGCGCCCAGUGUAUUGCCCGUUCCCUUGGUUGGGUAUGCCAGUGUACCGUUCCCUGCUGGUCUGAGGUUGGAUUUCCCCGUCUAAGUGAGUUGAUGACGAUCACGCGAUCACGUUAUCCAGGAAAACAAACCUGGGCCGUUUAGUCGCAGGAAACCACAGAUGUUUUGUCCGCCGCUGCUCCUAACGGAAGAGGCAGUAAAGCGAGGGACAGAUGUCAACCCCAUGUCACGGGCGACUACCCGUUUCCCUGUUGACAAAGAUUGAGGGAUGUAUACAUGACUUGUAUACAUGUACUUCGAUUCGACUUUAAGUAGGCAUAAGUUGGUUUGCACAUGCUCGCACCGUGAAAGUCGUGGACAUAAACCCCGUGUGGAUGUGGCGGUAUACGAUACAUGUACAUCCCUUGCGCUUAAUUAAUUGAAUUGCCACGGCCAGGCAAUUUGAGGAUUGUUGGUCUCCCCAUCCCCCCUUCCAAUGCUCCGGCGGCACACAUGAACACCUCAAACCUCGCUGAUGGCCACAACUCCUGCCACCUCGACAAAUGAAAUGCGGCUGCGCUGUCGACUGAUUAAAAUUCAAGAAACAGCAUAGGCCUAUUAGAAAACGAAUCAUCGAAGCAGGCCGCAGACAAACUGUCUAUGAGAGUGUGGAAUUCAUCAUCUUCUACAUCUGACAGAGAGCUUGAAGAAAAGACGGGUCCGAUCGACAGAAUGAUACGACCUGCAAAUAAAAACCCCGAUAUAAGCAGUCACCAUGACGAAGAGCUUGUUAUUACACUAGCAAGAUGCGUCAACGAGCAAGCGCCAUGUUUUCUUAGCCUCAUUUUGCAGAGGUUAUCCAAACGUGCGAGUGUAUUUUGGGGGGCCAACAGCGGUGGUUCCGUCGAGCCAAGUUUGAAAUAAUAGAUGGAUCGUUGCAGCAUGAGGUCUCUGGAGGUGACGACCGUUAAAGUGAACCUCACCCUCGCGUCGCCACUUGUUCCAAUCCGACUCAGCAAGCCUUCCCACACUCAUGAACGGACUGACCCCCAGCACGACCUGACGCUGUAAAUACGUACAAACACCCCCGUGUCACCGCAGUACUAGUGCACGUGCUGUCACGCGCAUCGCUCAAACGUUCUCGUUCAGUCUUGGGGCCAAGCUCCUCCGUCAAGCCAGUUGCCUGUGUUUUCCCGUCUCAUCAAUCCACAGAUAGUACUUUAAGAUGCGGAGUAAGUUGUCACUGCAUAAUGUUGUCGGGCUGAUAGGAAGCUUUCUCUGUUCGCUGAAGUGGCAUUCCGUUCUGGGAGAUAAAGCUAUAUGGUUUGUUGUAAUAUGCAUUGGCCAAGGUUCAGUCAGUGUGCGAUGGGCGGGUGCUUUGGGUGUACGUGGUCGGUUUCUGUUUUCGACUUCGAUGCGUGACUUCAGUUAAUUAUGCAAGAGUUCUCUAUUUGGAUUGCGUGCGUAAGCCGUUCGGUUUCACUACUUUCACUUGCGAAAGUAUAGCCUGUUUUCCAAAAGCAACAUUUUCAGUUCAGAUUUCUCAAAGGACGGAUGGGGGUUAGCGUAUUUGCAGCCAUGUUUGCCUCUGCCAGUCUAGUCGUCUGCACCUGUUCAACUAAAUCGUCCGGAUUUUAAUUGUUAAUGGCGCAUUCUCAUAUUGCUAACAUGUUUUACUCGCUGAUCGAGUGUCAGAGAAAACUAUAUUACAUGCUGAGAUUAGUGGUAUUAAUUUGAGUGCAUUUCUCCGGGAGAUGGAAAAGUCCAACCAAUCAGUGUGGAUUUCUUUUCUGCAUAAAUCGAUGACUUACAUCGGGUGAACCAUCAGAUGUUCUGAGCGAGCUGCAGCACUCAACGCAACGAUGGCGAUGAACCGCAGAAAUAGGCACUUCUUCCAGAUUGCCAUCGCCACCCUAUUGGUCCUGGCCUUGGCCCCCUUACUGCUAAUGAUCAUCAGUCGGGACCCCUCUCUGAUCCCACUCUCUGAUCCGGGCGGGAUUCAGGGAGGGCAUCUGCUACAAAUGAUGCCUCAUCGCGGCAGGCAGUUUCCGUGGGAGAUGGACGAGUACGCCGCGCCAGCCAAUGUUUUGAGCACUUCUCAUCACAGACCUCAAAAUUUGUCUUCCGGUCAACUAAAGGACUCUUCUGAGCACCAAGCGGUCACACCAAGAAACUCCCCAGCAGAACUCAAAGAGACCCUGGGAAAUUAUGAACCAAACAUACCUGCCCCAAGGCGGAGCGGUGUCGGGGAGAACGGGAUCCCCGCUAAGCUGCUGGCAUCGGAACAGGCUCUGUACGAUCAGAGCUACAAGGAAUAUGGGUUCAAUAUGGUGGUCAGUGACCGCAUCUCGCUGGACCGAGCUGUGCCGGACAUUCGGGAUCCACAAUGUAAAUAUUGGCACUACCCAGCUACACUUCCCUCGACAAGUGUGGUGGUGGUGUUUCACAACGAAGGUUGGUCAACGCUGAUGCGCACCGUACACAGCAUCAUCAACAUGACACCCUCGUUCCUCCUCCGGGAGAUUGUCAUGGUAGAUGACUUCAGUGAGAAAGAACAUCUAAAAGAGUCUUUGGAGGAGUACAUUGCGCAACCGCAAUUUGAAGGAAAAGUGAAGCUGUUCCGAAACACGAAGCGCGAAGGCCUGAUCAGGUCACGGAUCACUGGUGCCCAGAGGUCUCGCGGUGAUGUCAUCACGUUUCUAGACGCACAUUGUGAAUGCAAUGUCAACUGGUUGCCGCCUCUCCUGGCCGAAAUUGCUGCGGACAGGCGGGUCGUUGUAUGUCCUACCGUAGACGCCAUUGAAGCAGACACGUUCGCUUAUGGUCCUCAGGUUGACGGAUUGUGCCGAGGCGCAUUCGACUGGGAAUUUUGGUAUAAACGGAUUCAUGUUACCUACAGCAAAGACCGAUUGGGAAUGAAGUACAGUAGCCAGUCGUAUGACUCUCCUGUGAUGGCAGGGGGAUUGUUCGCCAUCGACCGGUCCUAUUUUUUCCAGCUUGGAGGCUACGACCCAGGCCUCCAAAUCUGGGGCGGGGAAAACUUCGAGAUUUCAUUCAAAAUUUGGAUGUGCGGUGGCAGACUGAAGUUUGUCCCAUGCUCAAGAGUUGGACACAUUUACAGGAAAGGUGUGCCGUACACCUACCCAGAUUUAGGGACGGGUGUGUCAGUUGUCCGAACGAACUACAUGCGAGUAGCGGAGGUGUGGCUGGACGAGUACAAAGACUUUUUUUACGCCAACCAGCCCGAGCUACGCGGCAAGCCGUACGGUAACAUCACGGAACAGAUCAACUUCAGACGUCAACACUGCCCGAAGUCCUUCGAUUGGUUCAUGAAGGAAGUGGCAUUCGACACGCUGGAGAGGUUUCCUCCGCCUCCCGUCAACAGACUAUGGGGACAGAUACGAGGGCUUUAUAGCGAUAUCUGCUUGGACACAAUGGGGCGCGAGGAAACAGACGGGAGGUUGGGCGCAUCUCGCUGCCAUGGUUUGGGCGGGAAUCAGCUCUUCCGUCUGAACGUUGCCGGUGAGUUAGCAAUCCACAGUUACUGCCUCGUACCGGCGGGACACCGAGUCAUCAGCCGGGACUGCAGCCACGUAGGCAAGACGGCACUCUGGGAAUUCGACGAGGGCACAGGACAGUUCAGAGAGAAUAAUACUUCAAAUUGUAUCCAUCUUAAUAUGGGAACUUUUGAAGUGACGAUUCAAGACUGUGAUAUCAAUUCAUCGGCUCAGAAAUUUCAAAUAGCGCCCCCAACGCCCAGAUGACACCAAGAAAGGAGCAGUUUAAACUGUUGUGUAUCGCUUUAAAUUAAACAGUACAUUUUGUAAAGAUUGAUGUUAGUGCAUCAAAGACCAAGCAACUUGAAAAUCUUGUAGUUCCUCUUUAGAUACCUUCUUUUAAAACCUGUGCACCCAUGCUCCUGUUUACAUUUCUUUCUCAUCGGUUGUGUCGAUUUUUGUGAAUCGAUAAAUGUGAAUUACUUCGGUGCCAUUGUCUCUGAAUUCUUCAAAUGUAAAUGAACAAGCUAUCACUGGAGUCUUUCAUAGACAUCCAAUUCCACACGAUGAGAGAGCACUACAGGGCCUAUACGAUAGCCUCUCGAAGGUAUACUCAAGUUUAAAUUCACCCUCUGUUGUACUUGGGGGAAAUGUACCUGAUAUGGUGUGGUAUCCUGACGACAUCGCACCCCCAACUGGCAGUAUACAAUUGUUGAUUUAGCAAACGAUUAAUUUUGGAACAGAAUUAAGGCGGGGUUUUGGACCAUAGAAAAGAUCUAUCUUCUGGGACAGAGAACAUCUUGGUUCUGUUGUUACUGUCCAGGCCUGUGCUUAAUACGCAAAAUGUUCGAGCACAGUCAGGAAUCAGUGAUCACUGCAUUUUAAUUGCUGACAUCAUGGUUGCACCCCCCCUUUAAAACCAUCAAGGAAAAUAUUACAAUGGAAGAAUGUUGAUGCUGAAAAAUACAAGAAAGCAGCCACGGACUUGCAGAAUUCCUUUGUAGAAAACACUCCAACUUUCGAGUCUGUGGAGACCAACUGGUGCUUCUUUAAUGAUUGACUUGCAAAACAAAUCGACGAUCUAGUUCCAUAGAAAAGUGUUAGGGGCAAAGUACGACCACAUGGCUCAGCCUUCAAGGGGGGGGGGCUUUAAAACCUUUGAGAAACGAGUAGAUCGGGAAUUACGUCGAGCACGUCGCUCCUACAUCGCAGACAUUACAUCCACUGAUCACCCCCUAAUGAAAUAAGUCGUAGCGGAAAAAAUAACAGUGGUUUACAGAUCCUAAAGAUGAACAACCUGGAUACUAUCAAAGAUUGCAACAAAACAGAAGCCCUGACGAAUCAAUUUUCAAGUGUCUUCAACAACAAAAUGGAUUUUCAUUACCAGUUAUGCCAGGUGAUCCAGCUAUAUCAUAUAUUUUUGUGUCUUUGGGUGGAGUCUUGAAACUACUCGAAACUAUCCAUGUCUAAAGAUCAUCUGGUCCAGAUGAGAUUCCAACCGGAGCCCUUAACGUAGGUGCUGCCGAUAUAGCUCACCUCCUUGCAUUUAUAUUCAAACAGUCACUUGAUGCUGGAUCAUAACAGAUCGAGGUUGGCUUAUAUUACCAUUUAUUCAAGAAUGGUUCUCCCUCAAGCCCAGCACACUAUCGGCCUAUCUCCUUGACAUCUACUUGUUGCAAGUUAGAGGAACAUACUGGAGACAGUUAUCUCAAUGAACAUCUUGAAAAUCAUCAAAUUCUUGUUGAAAAUGAACAUGCUUUCCGCAAGGGCAGAUCAUGUGGAAGCCAUCUUAUUUCAAGUAUACGUGACUUUGCUAGAAAUCAAAACAGCAAUGUCACCACUGAUUUAGCGGUCUUGGACUUUGCUAAAGCCUUUGACGUCGUGUCUCCUCGAAAGCUUUUGCAUAAGCUUAGCCAUUACGGAGAUAGGGGGAAAAACAUACCCGGAUCUCAGUAUUUCUUAGUAAUGGCUUUCAAUGCGUAAUGGUAAACGGUAACUCGUCAACGUGGCAUCAUGUAUAUUAUAAAUGGCAUCUGCAAGGCACAGGGGCAGGAAGUGCUAUCAGGCUGUUUGCAGACCAUUGUCUAAUCUACAGGAGCGUACCUCUUCUGCAGAUGAAAUGCCAUUCCAGAAUGAUCUGUGUCACCUUGAAAAAUGGGCUGCCGCCUGGGGCGCCGUGUGUUUCAACAUAAGCAAGUGCAAAACCAUGCGUUUCAUACGAAAGAAAAAUCAUGGCAUGAUGUCCUAUAUACACUGUAAAAAGGUUGGUCAAUUUUGGGUUGGUAUUUUGCCCAAUGUUGGUAAAAAUAUCAACUUAGCAACCUUUGGGCACAUUCUUCCCAAUAUCUGGUCAAUAUUUGACCAACAGUGAUGUAGCUUUAACCAAGGUUGGGCAAAUUAGAAAUGCCCAACACUGUUUUGCCCAACUGUUUUUUACAGUGUACCAUGUCCGGUGAACCUCUUAAGGAAACUGAAGGUGUCACAUGUACUUGAGUGUAAUCAUUCAAAAUGAUCUUAGAUGGGAGAAACAAACGAAUCACGUAGUCAUUGAAUCAUCAAGAGCGCUGAAUUUCAUUAGGCGUAACUUCCACAUGAUGCUCCAGAUCCAUCAAAGGGAAGCUCUAGGCUACCGGACACUUGUACGACCACACUUGGAAUAAAGUAUUGCUGCUUGGAAUCCGUACAGAGUGAACCGCAUGUCAUCUAUUGAGAAGAUUCAACGGAGAGCUGCUAGAAUUGUUUCUGGAGACUACUCAAGAAAAAGUAGUGUGACAAAUAUGCUGGCAACUUUUAAUUGGGACAACUUCCAGUUGAGACAUGAUACCCACCAGGUCACAACCUCAUUCAAAAUCAGCCACCGAAUCAUCAUAGUAGAUACCAGUUACAUCUUUUUGCCUAAAAACUAAGGGUCUCGGGGCCCAUAGCAAACAAUUUGAAAGAACCCACAUUUUAUCAUCAGUAUUUGAACAUUCCUUUUUUCCAAAAACCAUUAAAAUAUAGAACAACUUUCAUCAGACCAUCAUUGAUUCACCUUGGUCAGUAGUUUUUAGUCAUAACUACAAACAACUAUAUUGCAGUAACCCUCUGAAAUCAAAAUAGUUUCCACCCUGCUGAAUAUCUCCCUGUUAAUAGUGGAGAAUUCAGGAGGAAUUUCUAGCAAGUACUAAGUUAUCCAUCUCGGUUUAGAUACCUUUUCCCCCUAAACCUGUGCACUUACAAUCCUGUUUACAUUAAUGUUUCAUCGGUUGUGCCAAAGUACAUAUCUGAAUUCGACAACAUGCACGUGAAAUUAAGGAACCAGUUGUAAAUGUAGUGAAAUCAAAGGACUGUAAAUUCCAUUACGUUCUUUAUUAUGAAAGACAGCAUAUCAUUGAAUUGUGUAAAGCCAUUUUGUGAUCUAAAAACAUAAAAAGCAUAGAAGUAUCCAGUUCCUGGAUUUGAAACAAGCAAUAAUUUUGGGAAAGAAAAAUCAAACUUUCCAAGUUAUUUUAGAUUUGGUAUAGUACCUAAAUGUAUAGGAUGUUAUGUAAAUGGUGUUUUUUUGCAAUCCUGGACUCUGCAUGUAGAUCACUGUGCAUUUGCUGAAGAUCAAAAAGAGAUAACACUUCAGAAAUCACAGGUUUAUAAUAAAUAGACUGAUUCUGUGUGAUUUCCUAGCAUAAGUUUUAAAAUCUUCAGGUCUGACACGAUAAAGUUAUUACGUGCAAUAAACGUGUCAAUUUGUUUCGGAUAAUGUUGAUUUGUUUCAGGAAUUUGUAAAAUCACCGCAUGUUUUACAAAUUGCUUUCCUUUAUUUACUCUAAUGCCUUACCUGGCUUUUUGACGUCAAACUUGUGUGAUGAAAGAUAAAUACAAUUUUUUUCCAGUUUUGAGUUGAUAUCCCAUACAAUUGCACCAAUUGGAACUUGCCACCUUAUUCAAUUCAAAGAUUACUCUGAAAUUUUCUUUUAAUUUUAAAUUACUGAGAGACUUAUGCCCGAUGCCUUUACAGUGACGUCGCGAAAGUAAGCACAUCUCGAGAUUAACAUUUGUAAGAACAAAGUUUCGUAUUAGAUUCUUAAACUGUUUGGAAGUUAUUGACCGAUAUAUUGACUUGAAGUAAGAUUUCAGUUUAAGCAUUUUAAAUGUAUGUGAACCUCGACCUUUCAGUAACACUAUAAGUAAAGCUUAGACUUUGACCAAACUGACAGAUAUGAGAAAUCAAUCAGAUGCACCAAUAUAAACUCUAUAUUCCAUUAGUUCAUGAAAUACAGCUGGUAGAAGUUGGUCUUUUUUCUAAAAAUACAACCGAUAGUCAUUUGAUACCUGAUGACGUCAUUGCGAGUCACAUUAAACGGUAUAUACAUCUCUGGAGCUAAUUAUUAGACCGCUUGUGUUUUUAGUCCUUUUAUGUCAACUAGAAGGUGCCUGUGACCGUGACAUAUACUUCAUCCUUCACCGUCCCAUUAGUUAAUUAUUUUAAACAUAAAUUCACCUGAAAAGCACAAAGGAGAGUCUAACAACAUUUCAUUUUCUUCAAAAUGUAAUGUUUAGGCCAUACCACAGUGAUACGGCUGCUGCAUCAAUUUGGCAUGUUACCAACUUUGUCUUGUUUUAGAUUGGAGAAACGGAAACUAUAGCUGUGAUUUUGUGACCACAAAUCAAACAGGUCUGUCUGAUAUCAGUA
Acanthaster planci (crown-of-thorns starfish) is the source of this 8370-nucleotide messenger RNA. Its product is annotated as N-acetylgalactosaminyltransferase 7-like. Lineage: Eukaryota; Metazoa; Echinodermata; Asteroidea; Valvatida; Acanthasteridae. Gene Ontology annotation, molecular function: polypeptide N-acetylgalactosaminyltransferase activity. Gene Ontology annotation, biological process: protein O-linked glycosylation. The record is from RefSeq and is a predicted model, not a curated record. Gene Ontology annotation, cellular component: Golgi apparatus.